GAAGUGUGGGAGAGAAAUGCCAGAGACGCCACAAAGAAAUUAUCGAACUAUAGACAUGGCAGACGAGAGAGUAGCCGCCUCGUGGAGACGGUUCUUUGUUGUUGAGUCGGGAAAAACAAACGGGGCUCAUUUAGACUUGGUUAGAAUGAUUAAAGGCAUUGGCCACAGUCAGGUGUCUCGUCCUGAGGAUUGUGACUAUCUCCUGAUAAUCUGUCCGGCUGUUUCACGAGUUGGAACGAACAUCAGCGAAGCCUUGGAAAGCUUGCCUGCUGGAAAACCAGCGAUUCUGGUGGUGAUGCAUCACACAUUCAAUAAAAAUGCCAUUGUGGCUGAAAGCAGGAGACAGGUGACCGACCAGAACAUCUAUCUCACUGUAGACGUUUUCUUCUAUGAGAAAAACCUCCUGAACUGUAACCGCAAUGACAUCGCAUGGUGUGAGAUCCAGAAGUUUCUGGUCGGUUCUCAAGUCCAGUUCCCCGGGAGGAACUUGUUGAACAGAAUCAGAAGCAUGGGUGGCGGCUGUGGCUCAGGAGGUAGAGCGGUCGUCCUCCAAUUGGGAGCUUGGUGGUUGAAUUUCCGGCAACUCUUCUCCACUUGUGUCCAUGGGCAAGACACUUAA
Molecule: messenger RNA, 619 nt
Organism: Scomber scombrus (Atlantic mackerel)
Lineage: Eukaryota; Metazoa; Chordata; Actinopteri; Scombriformes; Scombridae
Exons: 6
Coding region: 17-619 (200 amino acids)
Source: RefSeq, a predicted model, not a curated record